Messenger RNA from Carica papaya (papaya), 2844 nucleotides. The record is from RefSeq and is a predicted model, not a curated record. Lineage: Eukaryota; Viridiplantae; Streptophyta; Magnoliopsida; Brassicales; Caricaceae.
AUGGAGUUGCUGUGGUUUCACUUCAUGCUCAAGUGCUCUCUUCUCCUGCUAAAUUUUUUACUCUGCAACAUUCUCUUCUCUGCCGCGGAGUCACCAUGCCAUGAUGGCGAGCGCUCUGCCUUGCUGCAACUCAAACAAAGCUUGGCAAUAGGUAACUGUGUUACAUCCGAUGCUUAUCCAAAGGUUGAGUCAUGGAAGCUAAAAGGAGGAAGUAAUGAGUGCUGCGCAUGGGAUGGCGUUGAGUGUGACAAGCAGACAGGUUAUGUGAUCAGCCUUCACCUCAGCAAGAGUUGCCUCCAUGGUUCUAUCAGCCACAAUAGCAGUCUCUUCCACCUUGUCCAUCUCCGAAGGCUUGAUCUUUCUCUUAAUGACCUCAGCACAUCUCGUAUACCUUCUACUAUGGGCGAUCUUUCCCAGCUUACAUAUCUUAACCUCUCGUUUUCUGGCUUUUAUGAUCAAAUUCCAUUUGAACUAUCCAAGUUGUUCAGUUUAACUUCCCUAGAUCUAUCUCGGAAUCCAUUAGAAAUUCAAAGACCCAGCCUAAACAACCUACUUCAGAACUUAACAAGCCUGAGAGAACUCGAUCUUAGUUAUAUUAACAUAUCAUCUACAGUACCUGAUGUAUUAGCAAAUUUAUCGUCUUUGACAUCUCUCAAACUCCAGCUUUGUGAAUUGCAUGUUGCCAGACUUUCAGUUGAGCAAAGCCCUCAAAUUAUUGAACCUCGAAGGCACAGGAUUUUCUGUUUCUCUGGUCGAGUUCCUUCUGUACUCGGUAAUCUCACUCAACUCACUUAUCUGGACCUUUCAUCAAAUUAUUUUCAGAAUCGAAAAGCUUCUUCCUUUUCAUGGGUGGCCAAGCUGACCAACCUUGACCAUUUAGGCCUUUCUGGUCUGCUAGAUGGAGAGCUUCCUCCGCUCAUGAACCUGAUCCAACUUAGUUUUUUAGAUGUGAGUCGUAAUCAUUUGACUGGCCCAAUCCCAUUCCAGCUCAUGAACCUUACUCGACUUACUUCUUUACACUUGGACAAAAAUCAAUUAACCGGUUCAAUCCCUUUGUGGUUCAUGAAAUUUCCCAAACUUGCGGAGCUACAACUGGAACACAAUCAAUUAUCAGACCCCAUCCCAUCUUGGCUUAUAAACAUGAACCAACUCAGUUCUUUAUGGCUGAGCUUUAACCAACUAACCGGGCAAUUUCCGCCUCAACUUGAGAACCUCACCAAAUUAGUUGAGCUGGGACUUUCAUCAAAUCAACUAGAAGGCCCAAUCCCGAGUUCCAUCUUUGAGCUCAGGAAUUUGAAUCAUCUGGAUCUCACAUCAAAUAAAUUAAAUGGUACUAUUGAACUACGCAUGUUUGCUAGGCAAGAAAAUUUAAACCAAUUAUAUCUUUCCUCCAACAACAUAUCCUUAGUCAGCAACAUCACUGCACAAGCCAGCUUUCCCAAGUUUGUUGCUUUAGGAUUGGGUUCGUGCAAACUGACUGGAUUCCCUGAUUUCUUACGCAACCAGGAUGAGUUGGAAUGGUUAGACCUUUCCUCCAACAAUAUACAUGGAAAAAUACCUGAAUGGAUCACCAACUUAAACUUCUUGCAGUACCUGAAUCUUUCAUAUAACCAUUUAACAGGUUUUGAGCAAGACCCAGUAGUCCUACCAUCACUUUUAUUAGAUUUAGACCUGAGAUUCAAUGAGCUACAAGGAUCACUCCCACCUUUGCCUGAUUUUAGCUUAUAUUACCUAGUAUCAAACAACAUAUUUACUGGUGAAGUCUUAUCAAUGAUUUGCAGCUCAAAGACCAUUGCUUUUCUGGAUUUUUCAAAUAACAACUUGAGUGGCAUGCUGCCACAAUGUUUGGGCAAUCUUGAUUCUUUAUCAGUAUUAAGGUUGAACGGAAACAGCUUCCAUGGAAGAAUUCCUCAAUCAUUUGCAAAUGCAAUUUUCUUGACGAUGUUGGACUUAAGCCAAAAUCAGUUUGAAGGGCGAUUACCAAGGUCGCUGGCUAAAUGUACCAUGCUCCAGUACCUUAAUUUUGGGCACAACCAUAUUACCGAUUCUUUCCCUUCUUGGUUAGGUACACUUCCAGAGUUGCAGGUUCUCAUCCUGCGAUCUAAUCAAUUUCAUGGAGAGAUAGACAAUCCAAGAACUGAUUCGGAAUUUCCGAAGCUACGAAUCAUUGACCUAUCCUGCAACAGUUUUACAGGAAAGCUACCAACAAAAUACUUCUAGAGUCUACUGCUUAUGAUUACCCGUUGAUGUUGAAUAACAAAGGCUUGGAUAUGAAGUACAGCAAGAUCCCAGAUGCCCUUAAAGUCAUUGUUCUUUCACACAACAGAUUUGAAGGAGAAAUUCCAGCAUCCAUCGGGAAUCUAAAAGGUCUUAAUGUCCUCAACUUCUCCAACAACAAGCUCACUGGUAGCAUUUCCUCCUCGUUGGGGAACCUGACAGCUAUUGAAUCGCUGGACCUUUCUGGCAACAAACUCUCAGGGGAGAUCCCUGCAGAGUUAGUGCAACUCGCCUUUCUUGCUGUCUCCAAUAUCUCGAACAAUUUUCUCACGGGUCCCAUACCACAAGCAAAGCAGUUUAGUUCCCCAUUAGUUCAUUUGCUCGGAACUUGGGAUUGUGUGGAACGCCUUUGCCAAAAAAGUGUGCAGUGUCAGAAGCCUUGCCAUCAGACCAAGAUUCAGAAUCUUGGUUCCAAUUUCAUUGGAACAUAGUUUUGAGUGGGUAUUUAAGUGGCCUGAUAGUUGGGUCUUUCGCUCACUACUUUACCACGAGAAACCAUACCUUGCGUCCAAAGAUUUCUGCAAAGAGACAUAAAAGAAAAGGAGGACAAAGGAGGAGGCAGGAAAA